AUGGACUGUAACUGCGUCAGUGAUCUACUGCUUCCCCCGGUGCCCGCUCUCUGGACGCCAGGGUUUGCCUUCCCGGACUGGGCCUACAAGCCUGAGUCCAGCCCUGGCUCCAGACAGAUCCAGCUGUGGCACUUCAUCCUGGAGCUGCUGCAGAAGGAGGAGUAUCAGGGGGUGAUCGCUUGGCAGGGGGACUACGGAGAGUUUGUCAUCAAGGACCCAGAUGAGGUGGCCCGGCUGUGGGGGAUAAGGAAAUGCAAACCCCACAUGAACUACGACAAGCUGAGCAGGGCACUGAGGUAUUACUACAACAAGCGCAUUUUGCACAAAACCAAAGGAAAACGUUUCACCUACAAGUUUAACUUCAGUAAGGUGGUGUUGGUGAACUACCCCAUCCUGGACAUGGCAAACUCUCCCUUCUUUCUGGCCCAGAAUCACUUCAACGGGGGCUCAGCUGCACCAGACUGCAGCCCAGAGGCCAUACAGUCUCUGUUUCCACGUUUGCCAGACUCCGGCAGAGCCACAUCCCUGUUUGACCGGGGGACUACGGCACCGGGGCCCGAAGGAGACAAGCUGAGACUGGACACAUUACCAUUUCUCAGUUCAGGUGCCCCGUGCUACACUAAACCUCCAUCUCUGCUGGGUCCCUAUCCUCGCAACCCACCGUUUGACUACCCCUGGGGCUUCAACCCCUACCUCCCAGGGGCCUUCUCUCUCAAUAACUGCCCCAAACUGCCCCCUGGCUCCCUCUACCCCUCCCAGUUUUACCCCAACCCCUUGCAGAGUAGCCUCUCCCAGCUGCCUCACCCAUUCUCCUCACUUCUUCCCCCAGGGGAGGCAGGUGGGGGUGAGAGGGGUGCAGCAGGGCAAACCGGAGGGACAAACGGCACGGCGGGUGGUCAGCCGCCCAGGCUCUGUCUGCCGCCGUACCCGGGGAGCCUGUCCAUUGGCCGCACGGACAUGGGAGCAUCGCUGGCCGAGAGGGAAAGGGUGGAGGCCAAUCCUCCAGGUCUAGUGCUGGGGCUGGGGGGGGUCACCAUGGGAGCAGGAACUGGGACAGGCCAGCAGAGCCCCACGGAGAGGAGAGGAGGAGGGGUGAAGCAGGACCCGGAGUCGGACUCAGACCUGGAGAUCACAGAUCUGAGCGACUGCAGCUCAGAGAAUGAAAAUGAGCACGAGUUCAGCAUCGGCAAAGAAUCCGGCCUUGCAACCCGAUCACAGAUCAUGUUGGAUGGAAAGAAGGGGGGGGCCCUGCCACCCAUCUCCUCUCUCCCCCCACCAGUGUCCCCCCAUCCUCUGAAGAACAUGAUGCCCAUCACCCCCCCUCCCCCGUCCCUGCCUCCAUCACUUUCCCCCUCCAUGGCUCUGCAUGAAAGACACAGGGAGACAGAGACUCUCAAAAUGAUACACAGCUAA
Molecule: messenger RNA, 1413 nt
Organism: Sphaeramia orbicularis (orbiculate cardinalfish)
Lineage: Eukaryota; Metazoa; Chordata; Actinopteri; Kurtiformes; Apogonidae
Gene: erfl1
Product: Ets2 repressor factor like 1
Exons: 5
Coding region: 1-1413 (470 amino acids)
Biological process (GO): regulation of transcription by RNA polymerase II; cell differentiation
Cellular component (GO): nucleus
Molecular function (GO): DNA-binding transcription factor activity, RNA polymerase II-specific; sequence-specific DNA binding
Source: RefSeq, a predicted model, not a curated record